AUGGACAUCGAUCUGAGCAGAAGGAAUAAAAAGCCCCGCCCUUUGCUAGAAUCUGAACGGGAGAGACUAGAGGAGUUCAUUGAUUCUAUCCAUUAUUCAGCUAGAUACUCAGAUGACCAGUUCGAAUACCGCCAUGUCCAACUUCCCAAAAACAUGCUCAAGAAAAUCCCUGCAGACUAUUUUGACAGUUCAAAGGGAACGCUAAAACUACUGUGGGAGGAUGAAUGGCGAGCACUUGGUAUCACACAAAGCUUGGGUUGGGAACAUUAUGAAGUGCACGAGCCAGAACCACAUAUUCUUCUAUUUAAGCGCCCCUUGAACUAUCAGCCGCCAGUAUCACAGUAA
Messenger RNA from Aspergillus tubingensis, 345 nucleotides. RefSeq names its product cyclin-dependent protein kinase regulatory subunit CKS1. Gene Ontology annotation, molecular function: ubiquitin binding; protein kinase binding; histone binding. NCBI's taxonomy places the organism in Eukaryota, Fungi, Ascomycota, Eurotiomycetes, Eurotiales, Aspergillaceae. Bases 1 to 345 code for a protein of 114 amino acids. The transcript has 4 exons. Gene Ontology annotation, cellular component: cyclin-dependent protein kinase holoenzyme complex; SCF ubiquitin ligase complex. Gene Ontology annotation, biological process: regulation of mitotic cell cycle. The record is from RefSeq and is a predicted model, not a curated record.